AUGCAUCUAACUCAGUUGAUUCCAACGUUUGGGCUGUUGGCUGUCGCCGUCAGCGCCGCUCCCACCGGUGGCUCAGCCUUUCCAAACAACUUUGACGGUGAUACCGCCGGACUCGGAGACUGGGCGAAGAAUGCCUUCGACGUAGCCAAAGGGGGUCUGCUGACUGAUGGGACUUGUACUCCCGACAAAGUGGUUGUCCGCAAAGAAUGGGGCGCCAUGAGUGCUGAAGAGCGCAUCUCCUACACCAAUGCUGUGCAAUGUUUACAAAGCAAGCCAGCACGCACGCCCUCCCAUCUCGCACCGGGUGCCAAAUCGCACUUCGAUGACUGGAUUGUAGCACACAUCAACCAAACCUUCAUCCAGCACUACACCGCCACCUUCCUCAGCUGGCACCGCUGGUACAUCUGGGAGUACGAGCAAGCCCUUCGCAACGAAUGCGGCUACAUCGGCCGGCAGCCCUACUGGGACUGGACCAAGACCGCCGAGACCGGUCUCGAAACCUCGCCCAUCUUCGACGGUUCAGCCACGUCCCUCGGUGGCAACGGCGAGUACAUCCACCAAACCGGCGACGUCGUGAUCGGCAACGUCGGCGAACACCCCGUCCUCCUCGCGCCAGGGUCGGGCGGCGGCUGCGUCAAACAAGGCCCCUUCUCCAACUACACGGUCAACCUGGGGCCCCUCAGCCUGUCGCUGACCAACGGCAGCAGCGUCGGCAGCUCGCUGACGGAGGACAAGAGCGACGACUUCUCGUGGAAUCCGCGCUGUCUGAAGCGCGACCUGAGUGAUGCCGUCAACAAGCGCCAUGCCAAUGCUACGGGCGUGCUGAACUUGCUGCGCAAGACCAAGGAUGUUUACGAUUUCCAGAUGACGAUGCAGGCGUAUCCCGGGACCGGCGAGCUCGGCGUCCACGGCGGUGGCCAUUACAGCAUCGGUGGUGACCCGGGGAGGGAUUUCUACGUCUCGCCGGGAGAGCCUGUGUUCUACCUUCACCACGCCAUGGUCGACCGCACGUGGUGGUUGUGGCAGAUGCAGGACCCGGCGGAGCGCACCCAAGGCCCCAAGGCCCUCAUGGGCACCGGCACCUUCCUCAACAGCCCGGCCAGCCCCAACAUCACCUACGACGACUGGACGGACCUAGGCUUCGUGACGGACAAGAAGCUCCAGAUCAAGGACCUCAUGAAGACCACCGCAGGGCCGUUCUGUUACGUGUAUGAGUAA
Messenger RNA from Diplodia corticola, 1218 nucleotides. Its product is annotated as tyrosinase central domain protein. The transcript is spliced from 4 exons. Gene Ontology annotation, molecular function: oxidoreductase activity. Lineage: Eukaryota; Fungi; Ascomycota; Dothideomycetes; Botryosphaeriales; Botryosphaeriaceae. Bases 1 to 1218 code for a protein of 405 amino acids. The record is from RefSeq and is a predicted model, not a curated record.